Messenger RNA from Myotis davidii, 3021 nucleotides. RefSeq names its product serine/threonine-protein phosphatase 4 regulatory subunit 1. The coding region runs from base 173 to 2938 and encodes 921 amino acids. Lineage: Eukaryota; Metazoa; Chordata; Mammalia; Chiroptera; Vespertilionidae. Gene Ontology annotation, biological process: protein dephosphorylation. The record is from RefSeq and is a predicted model, not a curated record. Gene Ontology annotation, molecular function: protein phosphatase regulator activity. The transcript is spliced from 19 exons.
GACACCCCUUCCUCCUCAGCGGCGCCCACCCGGCGGAGCCCGAGACCCGUCCGCCGUGCCGCUCCCGCUAACCCCGUGUCUCUUGUUUGCAGAGGUCCCCCUGUACUUUGUGGACUUGCAGGAUGACUUAGACGACUUUGGAUUUGAAGACUAUGGCCCAGACUGUGACAGCAUGAGGGUGACAGCCUUCUUGGACAUCCCAGGCCAGGAUAACCUGCCCCCCCUCACUCGCCUGGAGAAGUAUGCUUUCAGCGAUAAUGUCUUCGACCGUCAGAUUAUUGCCAGAGGGCUACUUGAUAUCUUCAGGGACUUUGGUAACGAUGAAGAAGACUUCUUAACGGUCAUGGCAAUUGUGGUCAGAUUGUCAGAAGAUGCAGAGCCCACAGUGCGGACUGAGCUGAUGGAACAGAUUCCUCCUAUUGCCAUUUUUUUACAAGAAAACAGGUCAAAUUUUUCAAAGGUGUUCUCCGAAUAUCUCAUACCUAUUGUAGUGCGGUACCUCACCGAUCGAAACAAUCAGGUCAGAAAGUCAAGCCAGGAAGUACUCUUGAUUCUUCUGGAGCAGGAUCUGAUUUUCCAGCACGAUAUUGAAAACAAAGUGUGUCCAAUCCUGCUGGCGCUCUCUGCCCCAGACAGUGACGACGACUGCAAAGCAGAAGCCGUGAACAUCAUCUGCAAACUGGCUUCAGUGCUGCGCACGAGCACAGUGGAGCGCCUGCUGCUCCCUCGAUUCUGUGAAUUAUGUGGGGAUGGGAAGCUCUUUCAAGUUCGAAAGGUAUGUGCUACAAAUUUUGGUGAUAUUUGUCACGCCGUUGGACAAGAAGCAACUGAGAAAUUUUUGAUCCCAAAGUUCUUUGAGCUCUGCUCAGAUAAUGUGUGGGGGAUGCGAAAGGCCUGUGCGGAGUGCUUCAUGGCGGUAUCCUACAACACAUCCCCCGCGGUGCGCAGAGCCCAGCUGUCCCCGCUCUUCAUCCGCCUGGUCAGCGACCCCUGUCGAUGGGUACGCCAGGCUGCCUUUCAGUCCCUGGGCCCCUUCAUUUCCACCUUUGCAAACCCCUCCAGGGCUGGCCUCUAUAUUCGAGAGGAUGGCACCCUGAGCAUCAGGUCAUCAGCUCAGAGUGCAGGGUCCAGCUUCAUGCGCAGGUCAGCUGGUGCCCGCAACUGUGUUGACGCCACCUCAGCCUGUUCAACACAGCCAGGGCAGAUAGAGCCACAUCCACCCAUGGGAGGCCCAUCAGGGGGCACCAGUGGUUUCCUGCACGUCAAGAGCUCCUGUGAUGGCCCGAUGGAAAACCCAAUGGAGGACUCCGGCCUGACUGGAGCUGAGGUGACCAGUGCCUUCUCGAAGCUCCCUGAUAUUAACAACCUCCCCAUCAGCAGUCACCCUGCACCUGAUUCCUGGGCCUGCCCAGGGAGUCCCGAGGAUGCAUUCGGUAAUUUCCUUUAUUGGCGAACUCCUCUCCCUGACAUAAGCCAGGACUUGGAGUUGCUUCUGAGUGCGGCUGGGCCGCAGGAAGAAGGCCGCUGCAGAUCUGAGCCUGUGUGUGGCAGCUAUGUGGCCAGGAGUGACAUUCAGAAAGUCCUCGACAGUUUGCAGGAGCACAUGAUGAACGAUCCAGAUGUUCAAGCUCAAGUUCAGGUGCUAUCAGCUGCACUGAGGGCCACACAGCUGGACUCUGUGAGUGAGCCCGAGCACCCGCUGGCAGACAGUCUGAGUGCAGUGUCCCUUUCAGAUCCCAGGCAGGCCUCUGACAGCUGGCUGGCUCCGUCGGCCUCAUCCCUGCAGAGUGAGCCCUCUGUGGCCAGGAUAUUACCAAGCACAAAUCCAGGCGAGCCCUGCCAUGGAACCCGUGACCAUCUGGGGACCCAGCAGAGGCAUGACCCCGUCCCACUUGAGGAGAAUAAAUCUAAACUACAGGAUAUUAUUCCUCAGCCCCUAUUGGAUGAGUAUGUGUCGAUGACCGACCCAGCUCGAGCCCAGACUGUCGAUAGCGACAUAGCCAAGCACUGUGCAUACAGCCUCCCAGGGGUGGCGCUUACGCUGGGCAGGCAGAAUUGGCACUGCCUGAAGGAUACAUACGCAACGCUCGCUUCCGACGUGAAGUGGAAGGUACGUCGGACCCUGGCCUUCUCCAUCCAUGAGCUGGCUGUGAUUCUCGGGGAUCAGUUAACAGCUGCUGACCUGGUACCCAUCUUCAAUGGAUUUUUAAAAGACCUGGACGAAGUACGAAUAGGAGUUCUUAAACACCUGUAUGAUUUCCUAAAGUUGCUUCAUGAAGACAAGAGGAGAGAAUAUCUUUAUCAGCUUCAAGAAUUUGUAGUGACCAAAAAUAAGAUGGGGUUUUGCCUCCCAAAACAAUUUCUUUUUCUUUUAAAUUUCAGGCAGCUGAUACUAAUUUUGGAACUCUAUAAUCCCAAUGAGGUUUAUGAUUAUUUAAUGCAUAUUGCCUUAAAGCUGUGUGCAGAUAAAGUUUCCGAAGUGCGGUGGAUCUCCUUCAGACUAGUUGUGGCAAUUCUGCAGAAAUUCUAUUCAAACAGUGAAAGUGCUUUGGGGGUAAAUUUCAUCAAUGAACUCAUCCUAAGGUUCCGGCACUGUUCGAAGUGGGUUGGAAGGCAAGCUUUUGCUUUCAUUUGCCAGGCAGUGGUGAGUGAGGAGUGUAUCCCUGUGGACCAGUUUGUGGAACACUUACUCCCCAGCCUCCUGAGCCUCGCCUCAGACCCUGUGCCCAAUGUCAGGGUGUUGCUCGCCAAAGCUCUGAGGCAGACACUCUUGGACAAGGCAUACUUUAGAAAUGCCGGCCACCCUCAUCUUGAACUCGUUGAAGAGACCAUCUUAGCUUUGCAGUCAGACCGGGACCAAGAUGUCUCCUUUUUUGCCAUGCUGGAGCCAAAGCGGGGGAAUCUUGCGGACACUACCAUGCUGGAGAAACAGAACUGAGCUCUGGGAUCGCUCACAACCGCUCCUCCUGUACUUGGGGCACAUCUCUUAUGUAAUCAGACCUGCUGAGGGAGGGAAAUUUC